UUCAACAUUUGAAAGUGCUGGAGAGUUUGAUCCUGUAUUAUAACUGCAUACCUUCCCUUGAAGAGGUGAAAGUUUUGUAUGAGCUGCCAGCUUUAAGAGAGCUGGACCUCAGGCUCAAUCCUCUGACUAAAAGUUACCCGAAAUACCGCUCUAUUCUGGUGCAUGCCAUGACUAACCUACGCACGCUAGACUGGCUGUCCGGUCAGAGACACCGAGCGCAAAGCUGCCAUAAUGCAGUUCUCCUCUGACCUUCUACCUCAACAGAAGAGCUCACCUUUGAAUCAGGUCCCUGAACAAAGAAGCAGCGAUCAAAGACUGGCUUCAGUUGACCGUUUAACCAAGAGGCUCUCUCUCCUGACUGACUCUGAUGAUAUUGUGUUGAAUUUUGUUGCGAGGAAUCAUCAAAGUGAAACUCAGUCGUCUCACUCCGUUCACAAGGAGGCAGAAGAUUUUACUAAACGGAGAAGUUCUACUCCAAAACAGGAAACUGCUAAAUCCAUCCUCAGGUAUCCCUCUACAAAAUAUGAUAACACAGAGUCCAAAGUGCCACGCGUGAACGAACAAUCUCAUAAAAGAAGCUCUACCUCAUUAAAAGUGACUGAAAGACCAAAGGUGUCCUUUGGCCCUUAUGUGGAGAGACCCGUGUCCGGAAAACAAAAGCAAAAGGAAUUCUCCAAACAAACCAGACAUGCAGCCAAGGGACAUUAUACCCCUAAUCCUGAUCAAAGUCAUCGUCAUAGUUCCUCAUUAGUUAAUAUCCGGCCUCCCAGUCCAUAUCGUCCUGGUUUGAAUUUGUCUGACCCGUCCAACCCCAUCUUGCAUCCUCCAAGAUUAACCUACUCUAGCUUCAACAAGACAGAAGGGGGCUCCAGCCUGCCGCAGCAAGGGGAAAAUAAGAAAAGGGGUAGUUAUAGGAAACCCCUGGAGAUGUUACUCAACCUUGUGGACAAACACUGGACUGGAGAGAGAUCACUGCAUCAUAACAACAACUUCCUGUCUCAGGCAGUCCAGAUCCUCUCUAUGAUGGAAAGCGAUAUUUCCAGUCGGGAGGCUGAGGUCAGGACCUUAACACGGGAAGCUGAUGCACUGAGCUUUCAAGCGGCUGCACAAGAGGAAGAGCACAAAACUGAAAUCCGGAACCUCUCCGCUCAGCGGGAGGAAGCUCACAGUGCAGCUGGCAAACUAAACGAGCAGUUGAGGAUUGUCUUGGAGGAAAAUGUCGCUCUACAGAAACAGCUCAUCAAGUUAGAACGACAGUAUCUGAAGUCUAUGAUGAAAAGUUCACCUGUUACUCAGAUUAAAGAAGCUCAGACAGAAGUGGAGGAGCUGAGGAAAGAGAUCGAGGGGAUGAGGGAGAAAGUGCAGGAGGCUGAGAAAGUCAAGGAUUUGUCAAAUAUGCUGCAGGAAAGCCACAGGUCCCUGGUGGCUACCAAUGAGUGUUUGCUAGCUGAGCUGAAGGGAAGUGGGGAACUUUAAAGAAGAAUAUGAAUGAAAACAUGCACACCGAUUUGAAAUAUCAAAGCAAGACUAUGACGAGCAUCAUAUUAGCAUAUUGCAUUCGCUGCUCGAGGCCCGGCAGCUACAGACUGUUUUUUAAGCAUUUAUGCUUCAUAUUAUAUCGUAGUGUACAUUUAAAGUUUUGUGUGUAUUAAGUUCCUAGCCCUUUUUGAAGAAAAAAAUGUGUUUAUUAUUUAAACAAAAUGUGUAUAGGCUGCGUUUGCGUGAUGUAAACUGUAACGGGGAAAGGCAAUUCAUUCAAUGAAGUUUGUGUAUAAGUGUGUGACAGGGCUGUUAUGUUAAAUGGUUUUAAGGGGGAAAAUGUCAGUGAGAAGGUCAUAAUGUAUUUCCUGGAUCAGUGGCAAGAUUGCGUCUCCCUUUGCUGCUUCAAACCCCCCAUCCCCGUUUUUUUUUUUUUUUUUUAGUAGGUCACGUGUGUGUCUCCAUCUGCUUUGUACACUGCAGUGGAAUGAAUGCAUCUAGAUUCCAGCUGCACUGUGACUUUAUUUAUACCUCUGCCUUUGGGCUGGAGAGCUACACACACACUCGCUCACGCACACACACACACACACACACACACACUCGCUCAUGCACACACACACACCUUUCUCUCACAAACACUAAUGGAAGACCUGGCAAACCAGUUUUCAUAGUGUUCCUGAAAAAGCCAUAAGAACAUAAAAGUUUGUGUUUUGACUGACACCCUGUAACCUACUCAGCAGAGCUUCGGAGGUGUUUCUUUUUAUUUUAGGUUAAUGCACUACAAAUCAUGAACACACAUUAAGAGGUCUAAAGAACAAGAACAAAAACACACUGCAUGCCGGGGCACUAUAGUACAUUAAAAGUUAUUUCAAAAACAAAAACAAAAAGACAAUAUUGUUCCUCCACAUUAAAGGUGCACAGUAUUUGGCAUAAAGCACAGAAAACAGAUCAAGCAACUGCAGCAGACAGAAACUAACACACGCAGCUGCUAGUUUUGCACUUAAUGCAUGAUUCUUCAUCAGCUGAGGCUACAGGUGGCAUGUGACACAAACACUGUCACUAUGUUGGAAAAAUAUUCUACAAAAGUAUGUCACUUGUUAUUGUUUUCUUUUAUCUCGUACAGUAUGUAGGGAUACAACAGUAAAACCCUGCUUUUGUUUUCAUUUGAAUUUGUGCCUUGGAUGACAGUACCACACAUAACAGGUACUCUAAAUCUUUACCAACAGACAAAUAUUAUAGCAUUGGAGCGUAGCUGACUUUGUAUGUACAAGUUGAUACAUAUUGAUUUCAAAGCAAUACAAGAUUUAAUCAUAACCUCACAAUUUCAUCACUUAGCAAUAAAAUAUUGAAGUGUGUCCAGUAGUCUGUUCUCACAGCAGUUCAGAUAAGAUAUGACAAACUACUACUGUCAGCUAUUUGCUUCUGAAUCAAAUGCAAUAUACAUAAACAUGCACAAAGUACAGCAAUACAGGAAAAAACAACAACAUAUGAAGCCAGUGUCAUAAAUCAAGCCAUGUGGCUUUAACCUUUUAGAAUAUACACAAUCUUACCACACAUAUAUUAGAACUACUGUAUAGAAAUCUGAUGAGGAAAUUUAAGUAAAAUGUUAAAAAUACAAUCUUGUACAACUGAGCUCAUCGACUGUGGAAAGAGUUUCCUUCUUAAGAUGAAUACACCAAUUUAAAAUUCAAAA
Molecule: messenger RNA, 3172 nt
Organism: Cottoperca gobio
Lineage: Eukaryota; Metazoa; Chordata; Actinopteri; Perciformes; Bovichtidae
Gene: cep72
Product: centrosomal protein 72
Source: RefSeq, a predicted model, not a curated record